Serinus canaria (Common canary) is the source of this 1065-nucleotide messenger RNA. It is a transcript of the gene GNAT3, whose product is annotated as G protein subunit alpha transducin 3. Gene Ontology annotation, molecular function: G protein-coupled receptor binding; GTP binding; GTPase activity. The transcript has 8 exons. Gene Ontology annotation, biological process: sensory perception of sweet taste; adenylate cyclase-modulating G protein-coupled receptor signaling pathway; detection of chemical stimulus involved in sensory perception of bitter taste. Gene Ontology annotation, cellular component: photoreceptor inner segment; photoreceptor outer segment; heterotrimeric G-protein complex. Lineage: Eukaryota; Metazoa; Chordata; Aves; Passeriformes; Fringillidae. The record is from RefSeq and is a predicted model, not a curated record. Bases 1 to 1065 code for a protein of 354 amino acids.
AUGGGCAGUGGAGCCAGUUCAGAGAGCAAGGAGUCGGCCAGGAGAUCCAGAGAACUGGAAAAGAAACUCCAGGAAGAUGCAGCAAGGGAAGCCAGGACAGUCAAACUACUGCUGUUGGGUGCUGGAGAGUCAGGAAAGAGCACUAUUGUAAAGCAAAUGAAAAUCAUCCAUAAAGACGGUUUCACCUACGAGGAGCGCAUGGAGUUCAGACCAAUCAUUUACAGUAACACAGUGCAGUCGAUCCUGACCAUUGUGAAAGCAAUGGCUAAGUUAGGAAUCAGUUAUGAGAACCCUGGUAGAACUGAAGAUGAAAGGAAGCUGUGUGCCAUGGCAACAGCUCUGGAGGAUGGCAGCAUGUCUUCGGAGCUGGUUGAGCUCAUCAAGCGGCUGUGGCGCGACGGCGGCACCCGGGCGUGCUUCGCGAGGGCGGCGGAGUACCAGCUCAGCGACUCGGCCGCCUAUUACCUCAAUGAUUUGGACAGGUUGGCAAUGCCAGACUAUGUCCCUACUGAGCAAGAUGUCCUGCACUCCCGAGUGCAGACCACUGGAAUUAUAGAGACUCAGUUUUCUUUCAAGGAUUUGAACUUCAGGAUGUUUGAUGUGGGUGGACAACGAUCAGAGAGAAAAAAGUGGAUUCACUGCUUUGAAGGAGUUACUUGCAUCAUAUUCUGUGCUGCACUCAGUGCCUAUGACAUGGUUCUGGUGGAAGAUAAAGAAGUGAACAGAAUGCAUGAAAGCCUUCAUCUGUUCAACAGCAUCUGCAACCAUAAGUGCUUUGCAGCCACUUCCAUUGUGCUGUUCCUAAACAAAAAAGACCUCUUUCAAGAGAAAAUAACAAAAGUUCAUCUGAAUAUCUGCUUUCCUGAGUACAAUGGACAAAAUACAUUUGAAGAUGCUGCAAACUACAUUAAGCAACAAUUUCUAGACUUGAACAUAAGGAAACAAGAUAAAGAGAUAUAUUGUCACUUGACCUGUGCCACUGACACUCAGAACGUCAAAUUUGUUUUUGAUGCAGUCACAGACAUAAUAAUCAAAGAAAAUCUGAAAGACUGUGGGCUUUUCUAG